Coffea eugenioides is the source of this 1176-nucleotide messenger RNA. Its product is annotated as probable ADP-ribosylation factor GTPase-activating protein AGD11. Lineage: Eukaryota; Viridiplantae; Streptophyta; Magnoliopsida; Gentianales; Rubiaceae. Gene Ontology annotation, molecular function: phospholipid binding; GTPase activator activity. The coding region runs from base 1 to 1176 and encodes 391 amino acids. The transcript has 9 exons. The record is from RefSeq and is a predicted model, not a curated record.
AUGUCCGUGGAACAAGGGAAUACAAAUAGAAACGAUGUUUCAGGUUUCUGCCUCUCUGACCUACUACAAAUGGAAACCUCUCCAAGUUAUAGUUGCUUGUCAAACGAAAGACACAAUCUUUCUUCUAGUCCUCAAAGAAGAUUGGAAAGUCUACUAGUUGAACGAGGCAAUAGAUUUUGUGCAGAUUGUGGAUCACCUGAACCAAAAUGGGUAUCAUUCAAUUUUGGAGCUUUUAUAUGUAUCAAGUGUUCUGGAGUUCACAGAAGUCUGGGGGUGCAUAUCACAAAGGUUUUAUCUGUGAAACUUGAUGAAUGGACAAAUGAGCAAGUUGAUACUUUGAUUAGUAUGGGCGGAAAUACUGCUGUAAACUUGAAAUAUGAAGCUCUUCUUCCAGAAAACUACAAAAAACCAAAACUAGAUUCAUCCAUUGAAGAACGCUCUGAUUUUAUUAGGAGAAAAUAUGAGUUACAACAGUUUUCUAAUUGUGAUGAGCUGAUGUAUUGCACCUUGCCAUCGCCAUCCUCAUCCUAUUGCAAUUCCGUAAGUUGUAAUUACACUUUAGAGAAAAGACAAUAUGAGAAGCAAACAACCAGUAACCGUAUCCAUGGUUUGGGUCAAGCAUUCCGUAAUAGUUGGAGAAGAAGUUCCGAACAAAGAUCCACAAAGAAGAGUAACUCAAUGGCAGGUAUGGUCGAAUUUAUAGGACUAAUAAAGGUAAAUGUGGUUAGAGGCACGAACCUGGCUAUUCGAGAUAUGGUGACGAGUGAUCCUUAUGUCAUCCUCUCACUAGGGAAUCAAUCAGUAAAGACACGGGUUAUAAAGAAUAACCUGAAUCCAGUAUGGAAUGAAAAGCUAAUGUUGUCAAUUCCAGAAAAUGUUCCUCCUCUGAAAUUGCUUGUAUAUGACAAGGAUACAUUUACAACGGAUGACUUUAUGGGUGAAGCUGAGAUCGACAUUCAACCUCUAGUCUCUGCUGCCAAAGCCUUUGAGUCUUCCAUACUUCAUGAGCCUAUGCAACUCGGAAAGUGGAAAGCAAGUAGAGAGAACACCCUUGUAAGAGAUGGUAUUAUUUCCUUAGAUGAAGGUAAGGUGAAGCAAGAAAUAGCACUUAAGCUCCAAAAUGUUGAAAGAGGAGUGUUGGAAAUUGAACUUGAAUGUGUUCCUCUUACUCAAUAG